Molecule: messenger RNA, 3906 nt
Organism: Leptosomus discolor (cuckoo roller)
Lineage: Eukaryota; Metazoa; Chordata; Aves; Leptosomiformes; Leptosomidae
Source: RefSeq, a predicted model, not a curated record
AUGCCCCAUGGGUGUAAUAAUAGCGAAGACUUUCAUAUUAAGGAAAAGCAUAUUUUUGCCAUUCGUGUUUCCCUUGCUUUGCAUCCUGAACGUGUGUUGGUGGCAACAGGCCAAGUUGGAAAAGAACCAUACAUCUGCGUGUGGGACUCAUACACUGUGCAAACUGUUUCCGUUCUGAAAGAUGUUCACACACAUGGUAUAGCUUGCUUGGCUUUUGAUUUAGAUGGUCAGCGUUUGGUCUCAGUUGGUUUGGAUUCGAAAAACACAGUUUGUGUAUGGGACUGGAGAAAAGGAAAAUUGUUAUCAGUGGCUCCUGGUCAUACAGACAGAAUAUUUGAUAUUUCUUGGGAUUUGUACCAGCCAAACAAGCUCGUCAGCUGCGGCGUAAAACACAUCAAGUUCUGGAGCUUGUGUGGCAAUUCAUUGACACCAAAACGUGGUGUUUUUGGCAAAACUGGUGAUCUCCAAACUAUAUUGUGCCUAGCCUGUGCAAGGGAUGAAGUGACGUAUUCUGGUGCACUGAAUGGAGAUAUAUAUGUAUGGAAAGGAAUCAACCUUGUACGGACAAUACAGGGAGCACAUGCUGCAGGAAUUUUCAGCAUGAAUGCAUGCGAAGAGGGAUUUGCCACUGGUGGUAGGGAUGGCUGUGUUCGCUUGUGGGACUUAAAUUUUAAACCAAUUACUGUGAUUGAUCUCAGGGAAACAGACCAGGGAUAUAAAGGUCUGUCUGUAAGAAGUGUUUGCUGGAGAGGAGACCAUAUACUCGUUGGGACACAAGACAGUGAAAUUUUUGAAAUUGUGGUGCAUGAGCGUAAUAAGCCUUUCCUGAUAAUGCAGGGGCACUGUGAAGGAGAGCUGUGGGCUUUGGCUGUCCAUCCUACAAAACCGCUAGCAAUGACUGGAAGCGAUGAUCGAUCAGUCAGAAUUUGGAGUUUAAUAGACCAUGCUCUGAUUGCCCGGUGCAACAUGGAGGAACCCAUUCGCUGUGCUGCAGUUAGUACUGAUGGAAUCCAUCUCGCUCUUGGAAUGAAGGAUGGCUCUUUCACUGUGCUUCGAGUCAGAGAUAUGACUGAGGUUGUUCAUAUCAAAGACAGGAAAGAAGCUAUUCAUGAACUGAAAUAUUCACCAGAUGGGAAUUUCCUAGCUGUUGGUUCCAAUGACAGCUCUGUGGAUAUCUAUGGUGUUGUUCAGCGAUACAAGAAAGUUGGGGAAUGUAUUGGAUCUUUAAGUUUCAUCACCCAUAUGGAUUGGUCUUCGGACAGUAAAUACUUACAGACCAAUGAUGGCAAUGGGAAGAGACUUUUUUACAGAAUGCCAAGUGGAAAAGAAGUAACAAACAAGGAGGAAUUAAAAGGCGUUCAGUGGGCAUCAUGGACCUGUGUCUCUGGCCUUGAAGUUAAUGGAAUCUGGCCCAAAUAUUCAGAUAUAAAUGAUAUAAAUUCCGUGGAUGCAAAUUUUAUUGGGCAAGUUAUGGUUACAGCUGAUGAUUAUGGAAUAGUAAAGCUCUUUCGAUACCCAUGUCUAAGAAAAGGAGCAAAGUUUAAAAAAUACCUUGGUCAUUCUGCUCACGUGACAAAUGUCAGAUGGUCACACGAUCACCAGUGGGUUGUUUCCAUUGGGGGAGCUGAUCAUUCUGUCUUUCAGUGGAAAUUUGUCCCUGACCGGAAAUUGAAGGAUUCACUUCAUAUAGCACCCCAAGAAAGUCUGGUUGAUUCUAAUAGUGAUGAAUCAGAUUCAGAUCAAUCUGAUGUUCCAGAGCUGGACUCUGAAAUUGAGCAAGAGACACAGAUCACCUAUCGUCGACAGGUUUACAAAGAAGAUCUACCUCAACUUAAAGAGCAAUGCAAAGAAAAAAGAAAAAGUGCAGCUUCUAAGAGACGAGAGCGAGCUCCAGGGAACAGUAUAAGAUUGCAUUUUGUUCAUGGUUACAGAGGUUACGACUGUCGAAGCAAUUUAUUUUACACUCAGACGGGUGAAAUUGUAUACCAUGUUGCAGCAGUGGGAGUGGUGUACAAUCGACAGCAGAACACACAGCGCUUUUAUCUAGGUCAUGAUGAUGACAUUCUUUGCCUUGCUAUUCAUCCCUUAAAGGACUAUGUGGCAACAGGCCAGGUUGGUCGAGAUUCCUCGAUACACAUUUGGGACACAGAAACAAUAAAACCACUCUCAGUAUUAAAGGGCUAUCACCAGUAUGGUGUUUGUGCUGUUGAUUUUUCAGCGGAUGGGAAACGAUUGGCUUCUGUUGGGAUCGAUGACAACCACACUAUUGUACUCUGGGAUUGGAAGAAAGGAGAAAAGCUUUCAGCAGUAAGGGGAAGCAAAGACAAGAUUUUUGUUGUUAAGAUUAAUCCUUAUAUGCCUGAUAAAUUGAUUACAGUUGGAAUUAAACACAUGAAAUUCUGGCGUAGAGCAGGUGGAGGACUCAUUGGGAGAAAGGGCUCCGUAGGUGCAUUGGGAAGAACAGAUACAAUGAUGUGUGCAGUAUAUGGCUGGACUGAAGAGAUGGUGUUCUCUGGAACUUCCACAGGGGAUGUGUGUAUUUGGAGAGAUGUGUUUCUCAUAAAAACUGUCAAAGCACAUGAUGGUCCUGUGUUCAGCAUGCACGCAUUGGAAAAAGGAUUUGUCACUGGAGGAAAGGAUGGAGUAGUAGCUCUCUGGGAUGAUACCUUUGAACGUUGUCUCAAAACCUAUGCCAUCAAAAGGGCUGCUUUGGCCCCUGGGUCUAAAGGUCUCCUCUUAGAAGAUAAUCCUUCUAUACGUGCCAUAUCUUUAGGACAUGGUCAUAUUUUAGUGGGCACAAAGAAUGGUGAAAUAUUGGAGGUGGAUAAAAGUGGACCAAUAACUCUGCUGGUUCAGGGUCACAUGGAGGGGGAAGUUUGGGGUCUAGCUACUCAUCCUCAUUUACCUAUUUGUGCCACUGUAAGUGAUGACAAAACCUUAAGAAUAUGGGAUUUAUCUCCUAGCCAUUGUAUGUUAGCUGUUCGCAAAUUGAAGAAGGGAGGUAGAUGUUGCUGCUUUUCUCCUGAUGGAAAAGCGUUAGCUGUUGGUCUCAAUGAUGGAAGUUUUUUGAUAGUUAAUGCAGAUACCCUGGAGGAUCUAGUCUCUUUCCAGCACAGGAAAGAUGUUAUUUCAGAGAUCCGUUUUUCUCCUGGGGCUGGAAAGUACUUAGCUGUGGCAUCCUGUGACAACUUUGUAGAUAUUUACAAUGUAAUGAGCAGUAAACGAGUAGGAAUCUGCAAGGGAGCCUCCAGCUAUAUCACGCACAUGGACUGGGACGUGAGAGGGAAGCUCUUGCAAGUCAACACUGGUGCUAAAGAGCAGUUGUUUUUUGAAGCUCCUCGUGGGAAAAAACAGACAAUUCCUAGUUUGGAGGUAGAAAAGAUUGGCUGGGCAUCAUGGACAAGUGUUUUGGGCUCUUGCUGUGAAGGAAUCUGGCCAAUAAUUGGUGAAGUCACAGAUGUAACUUCUUCAUGCCUCACUAGUGAUAGUAAAGUAUUAGCCACAGGAGAUGAUUUUGGAUUUGUGAAACUGUUUCGAUACCCUGCUAAAGGAAAGUUUGGGAAAUUUAAGAGGUAUGUUGCUCACAGUACCCAUGUAACGAAUGUCCGUUGGACCUAUGACGACAGUUUGUUGGUGACUGUUGGAGGAGCAGACACCUCUUUAAUGCUGUGGACUUAUGAGAUGGAAGGACAUCGGGACAGCAGGCAGUGUGACAGUGAAGAGUCUGAUCUAGAUUCUGAAGAAGAUGGAGGUUAUGACAGUGAUGUGACAAGGGAAAAUGAAAUUAAUUACACCAUCAAAGCCUUAUCAACAAACAUUAGACCAAUGUUUGGAAUUAAGCCUCAUCUGCAACAAAAGGAGCCAACCUUAGAUGAAAGGUAAUUGCUCAAUUACAAUUCUAGCCAA